Molecule: messenger RNA, 1218 nt
Organism: Leptinotarsa decemlineata (Colorado potato beetle)
Lineage: Eukaryota; Metazoa; Arthropoda; Insecta; Coleoptera; Chrysomelidae
Gene: betaggt-II
Product: geranylgeranyl transferase type-2 subunit beta
Biological process (GO): protein geranylgeranylation
Cellular component (GO): Rab-protein geranylgeranyltransferase complex
Molecular function (GO): Rab geranylgeranyltransferase activity
Source: RefSeq, a predicted model, not a curated record
AAAUAAUAAAUACCGAUGCCACUGUGCCUGUGACUGUGCCUUCGGCGAUCUUCGGAAAUUGCAGCUGAUAAAUAUUGCUGCCAAGUUCACGUCGGAUUUAUCGUAAUGAAACACGUAUGAUUUUUACGAGAUGACGACCUCAACCAAAGAUAUUACGCUUCAAGAAAACAUUCCAUCAAACAUUCUUAUGGACAAACAUAUUGAAUUCAUCAGAGACUAUGGGCAAAAAGAAAAUAGCUAUGAAUAUGGAAUGACGGAUUAUCUUCGAGUAUCUGGUAUGUACUGGGGUCUGACAGCUUUGGAACUGAUGAACACUUCACCACCUCAGAGUAAAGAUGAGAUUGCGAAGUACAUCAAAAGCUGCCAAGACCCGGAAAGUGGAGGAAUUAGUGCUUGUCAGAAACAUGAUCCUCAUAUCCUCCACACCUUGAGUGCUGUGCAGAUUCUUUGCAUUUAUGACAACUUGGAUGCUGUAGACAUUGAAGCCAUCGUUUCUUAUGUAGCCAGUCUUCAGCUACCUGAUGGUAGUUUCAUGGGCGAUAAAUGGGGAGAAGUUGAUACGAGAUUUUCCUUUUGUGCAGUUGCGAUUCUGUCCUUGUUGAAUAAGAUGGAUGUAAUUGAUGUGAACAAAGCAGUGGAUUUCAUUGCUUCGUGCAGGAAUUUCGACGGUGGUUUCGGUUCAAGACCCUUAUCAGAAAGUCAUGCUGGUCUUAUUUAUUGCUGUGUUGGAUUUUUAUCUAUCACCAAUAGGUUAGAUAUCGUUAACCGUGAUACUUUAGCCUGGUGGCUUUGCGAGCGUCAACUUCCUUCCGGUGGGUUGAAUGGUCGCCCUGAGAAACUCCCAGACGUUUGCUAUUCAUGGUGGGUCUUAUCAACCCUCACUAUACUUGGAAGACUACAUUGGAUCGAUGCAAGUGCACUAAAGAACUUCAUUUUGGCAUGCCAAGACUCUGAAACAGGAGGAUUUGCUGAUAGGCCUGGCGAUAUUGCUGAUCCGUUCCAUACUUUGUUUGGUUUAGCAGCAAUGUCGCUCUUAGGACAUGAGUCUGUACAGAAAGUCAAUCCUACUUACUGCAUGCCACAGAAUGUCAUCGAUAGACUGCAGCUCAAGCCUCAGAGACUAACAGAUUGAUGUGGUUUUUUUGUACUUCGUCAUUCAAUUUAGUUGUAAGAUUAUUAUAAACAAACUAAAAUAUUUAUUAAACAUUUUUUUGAAUA